UAAUUCUAUAUGUCAAGGAAAUGCUAAAUACAAAUGAGAGGACGUAAUUUCGGAGAGUUUUGAUCAAAUGGCAACCUGCAUUGUUUGAAUGCGACUCUACGUCUGCUAUGAUAAGGAGUUUCACAAAUUCUAAAAGCAAUCACAUUGAAACAGAUAGCAUCACUUUUCUCAAGACUUUUUACGGUAUAUUGAUAAAUUUCUGAUUUGAACAAGUUCUUCACUCCUCUCGACACAGGAGAUCCUGAAUCACUCUUCAUCUUCGUUCGUUAUUCAAAUGUGUUUAUGUGACAAAACUCACAAGACUAAAAGAUUGAUGUUACAAUAAGAAUAAGAAAUGGCUUCGCCACCUAAAAAAUUAAAGAUUGAGGAAAAUGGAUCUCGUUUGAGUAAACUCAUAAUCAAUAAAGGAACCCAAGCCUUAAAAACAACAUUGCAAUCUUUAUUAAAGCCAUCAAGUUUAGCUGGUAAACUUAAAGAUCCCUCUACAAAGAAGACACUAACAUCUUUGAAAUUUAAAGUCAUCAAGAAGGAGCAAUGGGAUCUUCUUUACCCGUCAAUUGGUGACCCUGACAUUGAAAACUUUGACAUCACAUUAUUAACUGUCUUAUUGCGAAAUAUAUGUGGUCUAAAAGCUCCACAUGGUGGAUGGGAUAAUCUUCCUUCCUCUUCAGAAACCUCAAUCUCAGAUAAUAUUGCAAGAAUAAAGUUUUAUCGAAACAAAGUGUACGGUCACAUAACUACAACUAGUGUAAAUGACAGUAAGUUUGAGAAGUUGUGGCAGGAAAUUUCAAAAGCAUUGGUUGGUUUGGGUAUUCAACAAACUGAAAUAGAUGAAGUAAUGAUAGCUCCCCUCACUACCGAUGAGGCAUAUUAUAUUGAAAUGUUAAAAGAAUGGUAUAAAACAGAGGAGAAGUUAAUCGAUGUCGCUGAAGAAAUCAAAAAAGAUGUGAAAGUAAAUAAAAGAAAUGUUGUAGAGAUUAAACAAGAGAUGGCAACAAAAUUUACAAACAUAAAUGAUGAUGUAAAGAAAACAAAAGCUGAUGUAUCACGAGUAAAAAAAAUGUUACAGGACAAAACAUAUUCAGAUGUUGAAAAGCUUGGAAAGUGUAACUUCAACGGUCUUAUAAAAGAUCUUAACAAAAAAUACUUACCUGGCACUAGGCAAUGGUUAUUUAAAAAACUCGACAGUUGGUUUAACAAUAGAACUGAAGAUGCUUAUAAUGUCACGAUUUUAAUUGCUGGUCCUGGAGUUGGUAAAAGUGUGUUUGCAGCUGAGGUGUGUCGACGAUAUGCUGAAAAGAAGAAACUUGCUGCUUGUCAUUUCUGCAGAUAUAAUAGAUCAGAUUAUAGAAAUCCUCGAAUGUUGAUAGAAUCAUUGGCUAGUAGCAUGUGUGAUACAAUAUCAGAUUUCAAAUCUAGACUAAAUAAAGAAUUACAGAGAAACCAUUCCAAAAAAUCAAUCGCCGAUGCAUUCCUUGUUUUAUUAAAUAAUCCAUUGCAUUCAUUUAAAGAUCAUGAACCAAUGCUUUUGGUCAUUGAUGCAUUAGAUGAAAGCCAAGUUAAAGGCAAAAGUGAAUGGUUGGAAUUGAUUGCAGAAGAGUUUGGCCGACUGCCUAAAUGGAUUAAAAUCUUCAUCACCAGUCGUCCAGAACUUCCUGUUCAAAAGAAGUUGAAAGACAUGAAUCCUGUGGAAAUUACAACUCGUCCUCGUGAUGAAAACAACGAAGAAGACCUGCACAAGUAUUUGAGACAUCAGUUGAAUGAUCGGGUGCAAAAAGAUCACUACCUUCUUCAGUCAUUAGUUAAAAAAUGUGAGGGAUCGUUUCUUUAUGCUUAUCAUGCACAACUGAGCUUGAAAGAAGAAAAAAUUGAACUUACAGACGAGAAUAUUGAACAAUUGGUCCCUAGUGGGUUAAACGGUGUUUACACAAAGCAAUUCAAAAGAGUAAAAAAAUUGUUAACGAAGAAAAGUAGCAGAAAUUCUGUUAUCACAGAAACUACUUUCAUCCAAUUUCGUGAAUUGUUGGCUGCCUGUCGGGAGUUUUUGCCAUUAACUUUACUGCUUAGCUGUUUAGGUUUUUCUGGUGACAUCAAGUUUGAAGUCCGCAGUAAAAUCAUUGAACUGUUAUCUCAAAUUUUGCCAGUUUACGAUAAUUGUUUAACCGUGUAUCACAAAUCUCUAAUUGAUUGGUUGAAAUCAGAUGGUUACGAAGAGCAUGAGUUUACAGUUAAUCCAGUAAAUGGUCAUAUGCUCUUAUGGCAUGCUUGUGAGAAAGUGUUUGAGCAAAUCUUGUCGAUGAACAUUUUUGAAGAUCAGAUGAACACUGCUAUGAUUAAUUAUGCUUUGAAGAAUGGAAUCUAUCAUAUGUCAAAAUGUGGCGAAAACGUUGACGAAAACUGGUUAGUAAAUGUCAAAGUGGUUUAUGCGAUUUUAAUGUGUGCGGGAAACGAUAACUUGUCUGCCAUUUGGGUCGAAUUGUUUGAAAUCCUUAACGCACUUCAAAUUUUUGCGAGAAUAGAUGGAUUUGAUGAACAACUAUUUCACUUGUGUAGGGCAAAACAAUAUGAGUCAGUAUUGUCAAUGACUGGCCUAGCUUAUUUACAAUGUAUUGCAAACACAAUUGAUAGCAAAAACAAAAAAAGAUUAUUGGCAAGGGAUUUAUUGAAGCAAGGAAAGUUUGUUUGGUUUGAGGAUUUAGACUCAUUAUAUCUAAUAAACAGUCAUCAUUUGACUGUCACCUUGCGCGCUAACGUUACAUCUCUUUGUUUGUCGUCCAAUGAAGAACUUCUUGCUGUCGGAUUUGAAAAUGGUCAAAUAUCUAUUUUUAAGCUUCCAUCAUUCGAACAACGACGCACUCUAGGCACUGCACUUAAAGAUCCAAGGAUGGUAAAGUGGGAUGAUGUAGAAGAAUUUGUGUCCAUUUAUGACAAAUAUGACGAAGCACACACAAAGGAAUUUAGUUUUCCACGUGGAAACAUCUGUUGGUGCUCCUUUUCACCUACCGGAAAUAGACUGGUAACUAGUGAUGGAUCUACUGAAGUAAAGUUGUGGGACGUUAACAAUGGACGUUUGUUAUCAUGUUUACAGUCAGAUGAUGUCGUUAAUCGUUGCUCUUUCUUAGAUUCUGGUUUGUUUAUUACAGCAGAAUAUGUAAAAUAUGAGGAAUAUGAGGAUAUUUACUUCCACGCAUUUAUAAAAGUGUUCACUGCAUGGAAUUCAUUAACCUUGGAAAGAAUCGACCGACGCUGCGUUGUUGAUUACCAAAAAUUACAAUGCACCGAUAAAUAUUCAGAGCUCUUUGUUGAAGUCAUCAAUAAGACUUCCUAUGUUUUUCAAUUCCCAAAGGCAAUCGACAUUUUUUCUGUUGAAGCAUACUAUCCAGUAACGUUAAUCUCAAAUAUAUCACACCAUUAUCGUGAUUGUACUAUUUAUCAUACUAACAAGGUUGUAAAGCUUUCUGAAAUCACUCAGUUGACAAAAUACAGCGAUCAAGGAGAAAUCGAGUUUUGUUUACCAAAUGUUUGGUGUCCAUGUGUUUAUAGGACUUUUGAAAAAGUCCAUCCAAUCUCGUUUAAGGAAUUUUACGUUGUGCCGUAUUUUUCCAAGCUUAAAAUUUUCAGAACUCAUCCCCUAUGGAGACCUUCUUUUAUCUUUGAGAAAUUUAGAAUUGAAUGUUGUUGUUUUUCACCGGAUGGAUCUUAUUUUGCUGCUUUCGCUGUUGGUGACCACGUCAACAUUCAUAUUUGGAGCAUUGAACGCUGCACUAUUAUUCAAACUGUACCAAUGCAACUGGAGUAUGCAAUUGGAUGUUGGUGGUCAGAUGGUUUACUGUGGAUAUGGGAUGGUUCUGAUCAUCUUACGAAGAUAUCAACUUCGUCUGAAAAUUUUGUAGAUUCCACGCAGACAAAGCGGAUAAGCAUUGGAUUUGAACCUAAAGAAAUCUUAACAUUUGGUGAUGUCUCAGUUUGUAUUCACGAAGAAAGGUUUGUUCAAGUUGUUAGAAUUACCAAGGGUAAGAUACAAUACAACAAAAGACUUCCUGUCGAUUGUUCAAAAGUUAAAGCAGCAGCUGUAUCACCUGAUAAUUCUGUUAUUUUAACUGUAAACAAAACAGAAUACACAUUAUGGAAAUGGAGAAAUAACAACAAUGUACUUUACUUGAAACCUCGGCAUACUGCAAAAAUACCCAUAACGUCUUUUAUUGAAAAAUUUGCUCAGGAACAGAUAACUGAAACUCGUCUUAAAUUCCGUUGCUCUGUAAGUGAUAGUAACCAAGCGGUCAUUGCAUUCACUUUGGAAGACGACAAUUACAACCAGAGCACUGCCGUUUAUGUAAUUAAUGUGCAUAAAAACAAUGACGUGAGUACGAUUUUGCAUGUCGGAUAUUUUUUUUGGUCAAGCACAAUCAUACAUAAAUCAUAUUUCAUUGGUGAAUCUUAUGGCUUUUUGGUUGCUGUAGAUUUAAACAGUGGUAAACAAUGCGCUACAUUAAGCGGAACAUAUCAUUUAAGUUCUAUUACAUUUAUGCAUUCCAAAACAGAUACUAUAGCUUACACUUCAGGUGAGGGAUAUGGAGUUAAAUUUUUAAAACUCAAUGUACCUGAAUGAAUCCACUAACUCAACCUUUUUUAGUUAUAUUAACCUGUUGUAUUUACAAACAUUACAUAUCACAUAAAACGAACAUAAAAAGUUCUUUAUAUCACAAAAGGACAGUUAUUUAUGGUAUCAACAACGAACUCAAAAAUAUUGUAGAAAAAAUUGUCCAUAUCCUUUGUUUUAACC
Molecule: messenger RNA, 4783 nt
Organism: Xenia sp. Carnegie-2017
Lineage: Eukaryota; Metazoa; Cnidaria; Anthozoa; Malacalcyonacea; Xeniidae
Exons: 4
Coding region: 335-4609 (1424 amino acids)
Molecular function (GO): protein binding
Source: RefSeq, a predicted model, not a curated record